Molecule: messenger RNA, 787 nt
Organism: Saccostrea cuccullata (small rock oyster)
Lineage: Eukaryota; Metazoa; Mollusca; Bivalvia; Ostreida; Ostreidae
Product: non-muscle caldesmon-like
Exons: 4
Coding region: 149-787 (212 amino acids)
Source: RefSeq, a predicted model, not a curated record
GAGGUUUAGCAAACCAACGUGUACGCGUACUUGUACGUGUAGCAGGGGAUUCCCCCCGGAAGUCUGUGUAUUACGUCAUCAUUCUUGUUAAUGACGAAUUUCUACACGUUUAUCGAAACGUGUAAAUCACCGAGUACACUUUCCUAACAUGUCUGAGCGUAAGAAACAAAUAAGAUUUUCCGAGAAGGAUGAUUUGUUACUUCUGAGAGAAGUUUUGGCAAAAAACCCGUUUAAAGAUCGAGCGAAGUGGACUGACGUCAGUGACGCUAUUAGCAGGGCUGGAUUCACGGUAGAUGGCCGGAGAGUCCGAGAGAGAACCAACCUGCUGUUGGAACACCAUAGAAAAAAUGAUGCAGAAAGCAAGAAAAAAUCAGGAGUUUCUGAAGAAUAUGACGAAAAAACAACAUUAUUAGACGACAUAUUGGAAUUAAAAGAGAAGGAAGAGAGAGUAAAAGAAAGUGAGAAAGAGAAGAAGUCUGCCGAUGAUCAAAAAGGAAAAGACAUACGAAAACGUGCUCUUGAAAAUUUAAGCAAAGAUGAAGAUCAAGGUGACCAAACUCCGAAAAAAAGAAAUUCUACAACUAAUAUUAUGGAGUAUCUGCAGACAAAAUCUAACCAAGAAAGCGAAUAUAAGAAAGAGGAACUUAAACUGAGAGGAGAAGAACUUAAACUUCAGAGGGAAAGAUUUGAAUUAGAAAGAGAAGAAAGAAGGGAAAGAGUAGAGACUGAAAAAAAGGAAAAGGCUCUAAUGUUGCAGCUUCUCCAGAAAGCUUUGAAUCAAAAAUAA